This is a messenger RNA of Papilio polytes (common Mormon), 1322 nucleotides long. RefSeq names its product BTB/POZ domain-containing protein KCTD9. Gene Ontology annotation, biological process: protein homooligomerization. The record is from RefSeq and is a predicted model, not a curated record. Lineage: Eukaryota; Metazoa; Arthropoda; Insecta; Lepidoptera; Papilionidae. The transcript is spliced from 6 exons. Gene Ontology annotation, molecular function: protein binding. The coding region runs from base 68 to 1243 and encodes 391 amino acids.
UCUUAGUCCGUCAACAGGCUGUUUCAUUAAAAAUAUAAAUAUUUAUUCCAUUCAAUUUUAAAUCGUAAUGCGUCGUGUAUAUGUGUAUAACAAUAAAUCUGAAGGCAAUGGAAAACUUAUGGCUGUGGAAGAUUCGAUUGAAACGUUCAAAUCACAGAUAUCCUUGCAUUUCGAUGUCGGGAAGGAAAACAUGAAAUUAUACUCGUCAAAUGGUUGUGAGAUAGUAGACCUAAGGGUAAUAAGAGAUGAUGAAAAACUGUAUCUAUCUUUGGAUACAAACUCAUCUGAAUCCUGCGAGACUGACAAUGAACGCAUGGUCUCCGAUUGGAUAACACUCAAUGUUGGCGGCAGACAUUUUACAACGUCUAGAGGAACCCUACUAGCUAAAGAGCCUUUAUCUAUGCUUGCUCGUAUGUUCGCUGAUGAAAAUAGUGUAUAUUUGAUGAAUCCAAGUGCCAAAGAUUCUACUGGCGCGUUUUUAAUAGACAGAAGUCCGGAUUAUUUCGAGCCUAUACUUAAUUAUUUACGACAUGGUGAUGUUAUACUAGACAAACAUAUUAAUCCUACAGGAGUACUGGAAGAAGCAGUAUUUUAUGGUAUUGACUCAAUGAUACCACAUUUAAAUCAAUUGAUAGAAGAGUCUACAUCAGCCAGUUCUAAUAACCAUUCUCUUACAAGGAGGGAUGUUGUACGCUCCAUAAUAUUGACCCCUACAACUUCCGAGUUAAGGUAUCAAGGUGUUAACUUGGCAAGUGCUGAUCUAAGCAGGCUGGAUUUACGAUAUAUCAAUUUUAAGUAUGCCUGUCUGUCCGGUUGUAACUUAAGUGGAGCGAACUUAUCCCACUGUUGUUUGGAGCGCGCUGAUCUGUCUCAUGCCAAUCUAGAGGGAACUCAACUUUUGGGUGUGAAGGCAUUAUGCGCUAAUAUGGAAGGCGCAAACUUAAGAGGCUGUAAUAUGGAAGACCCAGCGGGGUCGAGGGCUGUGUUGGAAGGAGUUAACCUAAAAGGUGCAAACUUAGAAGGUAGCAACAUGGCGGGUGUUAACUUAAGAGUGGCAACAUUGAAAAAUGCCAACCUUCAGAACUGUGAUCUAAGGACCGCUGUGUUAGCGGGUGCUGAUUUAGAGUGCUGUGAUUUAUCAGGCAGUGAUCUUCAUGAAGCAAAUCUCCGCGGGGCAAAUCUAAAAGAUGCUGCCUUCGAGUUAAUGUUGACGCCUUUACAUAUGUCGCAAACUAUACGUUGAUAUGUAUUUAAGAACAUAAGAAUUGGUUAUACAACUAUUGUAUUUUAUAUUUAUUUGAAUAAAAUUUAUUUGCCUUGUU